Clonostachys solani is the source of this 1338-nucleotide messenger RNA. The record is from the annotation of a GenBank genome assembly. NCBI's taxonomy places the organism in Eukaryota, Fungi, Ascomycota, Sordariomycetes, Hypocreales, Bionectriaceae.
AUGUCUACAAGUCCGGACACCAAAGCCCAGGUCAACCCUCCGAAACCUGCAGCAAAUGAGAAACGCUCAGUACAAAAUGAAACCGCCCCAGCUGCUUCUGAAGAAGAGGCUCGUCCCGAAGAGCAAGAGCAAGAUUUCCCCGAAGGUGGCCUGAGAGCAUGGCUGGUUGUGCUCGGUUGCUGGCUCGCCUGCUUCGGCUCGCUGGGACUGGCAAGCUCAAUGGCCACGAUACAUGCGUAUGUCAGCAGACACCAGCUCGCAGGUCGCGAUGAGGGAUCCAUCGGCUGGAUUUUCUCCAUCUGGGCGUUUCUCUCCUUCUUCUGCGGCAUCUACGUCGGCCCCAUCUUCGACAAAUACGGACCGAAAUGGCUGAUUGCUGCGGGAGGAGCAUGUGUCGUCGCCUCACUAAUGCUGCUGAGUAUCUGCACUGAAUAUUGGAGUUUUGUGUUGGUUUUUGGAGUUCUGAAUGGCAUCGGAGGGGCGCUACUCUACACCCCUUCAUACGCUACUGUUGGCCACUGGUUUAAGCAGCGUCGAGGUCUGGCGACGGGAAUUGCAUCCACGGGCAGCUCGUUCGGCGGUAUGGUGUAUCCCAUCAUCCUCCGUGUUCUCUUUGAGCAGGCCGGCUGGAGAUGGGGCAUGUGGGCACUGGGCCUCAUCAACAUCUUCUGUUGCGUUUGCGCAUUCUUCUUCGUCCGUACACGAUUAUCGUCGACUGGGGGCAUGAGCCUGCACCCCGACCCCAAGAUAUUCCGAGACGCUGCAUUCAGCUUGGCAACAUUGGGACUCUUUCUGAUGGAGUUCGCAAUAUUCAUUCCUUUGACGUACGUUUCGAGCUACGCCCUCAGCAAAGGGUUCGGCCUCGGUUUCUCCUAUCAAAUCCCAACCAUUCUAAAUGCAGCGAGUGUCUGCGGCAGGAUUCUGUCAGGGUGGUGGGGUGAUCGGUUCGGGGCCUUCAACUCGCACAUGCUUGCUUCCAUAUUGUGCUGCGUAUCUUGCCUGGCCAUCUGGCUUCCAGCAGGAUCCUCCCUUGCCGGCCUGGUGGUCUUCGUUAUCAUGUUUGGAUUUGGCAGCGGGAGCCAUAUGAGCAUCAAUCCUGUGUGCAUCGGAAAGCUGUGUGGUAUAAAGAACUAUGGCCGGUACUAUGCCACCUCGUGCACUGUGGCGUCGUUCGCUGGCCUCAUUGGAGUGCCGCUGGGGGGACAGUUGAUUUCAGCGGCAGGUGGUGACUAUUGGUCUGCUGUUGUAUUUUCCGGAUGCUUGUAUGGGGCAUGUGGUGUGGCGAUGUACGCGGCGAAGGGGAUGUGUGUUGGUUGGAAGCCGUGGGUGCUAUUUUGA